This is a messenger RNA of Vitis vinifera (wine grape), 4680 nucleotides long. Its product is annotated as putative disease resistance RPP13-like protein 1. The record is from RefSeq and is a predicted model, not a curated record. Gene Ontology annotation, biological process: defense response to other organism. The transcript is spliced from 11 exons. The coding region runs from base 182 to 1456 and encodes 424 amino acids. Gene Ontology annotation, molecular function: ADP binding. NCBI's taxonomy places the organism in Eukaryota, Viridiplantae, Streptophyta, Magnoliopsida, Vitales, Vitaceae.
GUUUAUCUUUUUGACUCUUAUUUUGCUUUCUUCAUUGCUUUCCACUCCAUCAUUGAUGGCAUUGAGUCAUUGUUGAAGCAAAGAAAGCUGCAACUCCAUUCCUAUUCUUCCUAACAAAUUCCUGUUCGUCUUUCCAUUUCCCCUCAAUUCUUUCACUUCCUCUGCAGAUCGAGAAACAGACAUGGCCCUGGAGUUAGUUGGAGGAGCUUUUCUCUCCGCUUCUCUCCAAGUUCUUUUCGACAGGUUGGCUUCUUCUGAGGUCCUCUACUUCAUCAGGGGACAGAAGCUCAGUGAUUCACUCCUCAGCGAGUUGAAGAUCAAAUUGCUGAUUGUGGAUGCAGUGCUCAACCAUGCUGAGGUUAAGCAAUUCACGGACUCAGCAGUCAAAGAGUGGCUCCUGAAUGUUAAGGGUACUCUGUAUGAUGCGGAAGACCUACUGGACGAGAUUGCUACUGAAGCUCUGCGAUGCAAGAUGGAAGCUGAUGAUCACUCCCAGACUGGCUCAGCUCAGGUAUGGAACAGCAUCUCUACAUGGGUGAAGGCCCCACUUGCUAAUUAUCGAAGCAGCAUAGAGUCCAGGGUAAAGGAGAUGAUUGGCAAACUGGAAGUUCUUGAAAAAGCAAUAGAUAAACUUGGGCUGAAACCAGGCGAUGGUGAGAAACUGCCACCAAGAUCACCCUCGACUUCUCUGAUCGAUGAAUCUUGUGUGUUCGGCAGGAAUGAAAUCAAAGAGGAGAUGAUGACAAGGUUGUUGUCUGAUAAUGUAAGCACCAACAAGAUAGAUGUGAUCUCCAUAGUCGGCAUGGGCGGCUCAGGCAAGACCACACUGGCUCAGCUUCUGUAUAACGAUCCCAGAGUGAAGGGACACUUUGCCUUGACAGCAUGGGUUUGCGUUUCGGAGGAGUUUCUUCUUGUCAGGGUAACCAAAUUAAUUCUUGAGGAAAUCGGAUGUGCAACCCAUACUGAUAUGCAAAGCGAAAACCUAGAUUUGCUUCAGCUUAAACUGAAAGGGAGCCUUGGUGACAAGAAAUUUCUACUCGUUCUCGACGAUGUUUGGGAGAAAGGUUGUAGCGAAUGGGAUCGGCUACGAAUUCCGCUCCUAGCUGCUGGGAAAGGAAGCAAGGUUGUUGUGACUACUCGCAAUACAAAAGUGGCAGCAGUCAUGCAGGCUGUUCAUCCUCAUUAUCUUCUGGGAGAGUUAUCCGCUGAAGAUUGCUGGUCCUUAUUUAAAAAACUUGCAUUUGAAAAUGGAGACUCCACAGCAUUUCCUCAGCUAGCAUCAAUUGGCAGAAAGAUUGUGGCCAAGUGCCAAGGAUUACCUUUAGCGGUAAAAGCACUGGGGAGUCUCUUGUAUUCUAAAGUUGAAAAAGGGGAAUGGGAAGAAAUUUUGGAAAGUGAAAUAUGGGGCUGGCAAAAUCUUGAAAUUCUUCCAUCGUUGAUACUGAGUUACCUGUGAGUCUCUCUCAUUAUCAUUCUCAUUAGCUGUCUUCCCGAGUUUGACUCAUCUCCGAAUCGUAAAUCUUGAAGGGCUUGAAGUCCUCACAAUUUCGAUUUCAGAGGGGGAUCCCGCAUCUCUUAAUUAUUUGAAAAUCGAAGGGUGUCCUAAUCUUGUGUAUAUUGAAUUACCCGCUCUUGACUCAGCCUGUUAUAAGAUCAGUGAAUGCUUGAAGCUCAAGUUGCUGGCGCACACACCAUCCUUGCGUAAAUUAGAGUUACGAGAUUGCCCAGAGUUAUUGUUCCGUGGUUUGCCCUCCAACCUCUGUGAACUUAAAAUUCGGAAUUGCAAUAAACUCACACCCGAAGUGGACUGGGGUUUGCAAAGAAUGGCCUCUCUUACACAUCUCGAAAUCGUUGGUGGAUGCGAAGACGUGGAGUCAUUUCCCAAGGACUGCCUACUGCCCUCCGGUCUUACCUCUCUUCGAAUUAUAAAGUUUCCAAAACUCAAGUCUUUGGACAGCAAGGGCCUUCAACGGCUUACCUCUCUCACAACAUUAUACAUCGGCGGCUGCCCUGAGCUCCAAUUUUUUGCAGAAGAGUGGUUUCAACAUUUUCCUUCCCUUGUGGAAUUAAACAUCUCAGACUGCGAUAAGCUCCAGUCCUUGACAGGCUCAGUUUUUCAGCAUCUUACCUCUCUUCAAAUGUUAACCAUCCGCAUGUGCCCUGGACUCCAGGUCCUCUCUGGUCUUCAGCACCUUACCUCCCUCAUAGAACUAAAAAUCUCGGGCUGCCCAGGGCUCCAAUCCUUGACACAAGCGGGUCUUCAACACCUCACCUCUCUUGAAACAUUACGUAUCUGGGACUGCCCUAAGCUCCAAUACUUGACAAAAGAGAGACUGCCAGACUCCCUCUGUUGUCUUAGGGUCAACAACUGCCCAUUGCUAGAACAACGGUGCCAAUUUGAGAAAGGCCAAGAAUGGUGUUAUAUAGCUCACAUUCCACAAGUAGAGAUCAAUGAUGUACUAAUGUAACCAAGUUGGUGCUACAAUAAUGUACAGUCAGCUUCAAGCCUGAAGUAAAUAUAUGAAGAGUAGAGAGGAGGAUUGACACUUCUGAUUUGGCAGUAUUCCCAAAACCAAGUGAACCACUGCCUUGUUCAUCUGAAGAUUCUCUGAAAUUGGAGACCUGGAACAGGGGAAGAUUGAUCCCAGGUAGAUUACAUUUCAAGCAUACGACCAAAUCUCAUAUUUCCGGCAGAACUGUUCCGCUUAUCUUUCAGCAGAAAGAGUCUUGCUAUCAUGGUGCUGAAGCAUACCCAUUCAUCUUUGCAGGAAUAGAGUUUAAAAGGUUGUCAAGAAUUGUUGUUUCAAAGAGAGGGUUUUCUUGAAAAAUUUGCCUGCAGAGCGCUUGCUUUAAGCUCUCUUGAAGAAUUAAGAAUCUCCAACUUCCCUAAGCUUCAACUACUUGACAGAUGUGCCCUUUUCUGAAACAUCAAUGACAAUUUACAAACGGGCAGGUCCUAUUCUAAUGAAGGUUAGAGUGGCCUGUGCUUCACUCUCAUUAUGGUACUACUUGUUGCUUCUUAUUGGGGCCACUUCUUUACAUAUAUUCUUCCAAGAUGGAUCAAUAUUACAAUGUAUAGAUGUUCAACAUCUCAAAAGAGACACAGAGGAAACCAAUGAGAUCUGUAAUUGCAAGAAUCUCCCACAAGUUGUAAGAGAGGCCUGGCUUUCUAAUGACAAUGAUUGCAGACCAAUUUACAAUCAGCUCUCUUUUGGGUAUGUAACUAACAACAAAGUCUCGUACACUACCUUCUUCAUCAUAAGUGAGGUUUUUCUAAAACAACUUCUGAUUACUAGCUCUUAAAGAGAUGCCUCUUUCAGGCAUGGGGGGAUGCUUCACAUAUAUGUUUUUUCACCUUUUUCUUAGACAGGAAGAAAUUUGAAAACUCCUUAUGAGAACAUGAUCUUGAUAUGAUGAAGAAAACCAGAUGGAAAGUGGAGUUGAUGAAGAUUUUGUUGUUUCAGUGCUUGUGAAACACUAUGCUAUAUUACUAGUACUGAGGAUGCUCUGUUUUGAUUUGGAAGUCUGCACUUAUUAGUUCCUGUAACAAUAGGCCUUGGAGACAUUGCUUAUUCUCCGCCAAACAUGAGAACCACUAACAAACGGCCUUGAUUACAACAAGAAAUUCAGUACAUGUUCUAGUGUUGUGGACAUGAUGAUUUAGGUCACUCAUGGAUCCAUUCCCGAUUGAGAUAAUUGUGGAAUUCACAAUCUUCUUGUGCUUCUUGCUGGUGGAAUUUGGAUUGCCAUGCCCGUAGUCCUUUCAAUGACUAAGUCUAUUGGUUCAAUGACACCUACAAAUGUCAUAUGCUCGAUAACUUACAAGCAAAGUGCUCUGUUUGUUUGAUUUAAAAAAAAAAAAAAAUUCUUGAGCUAGAUGUUUGGAAGUUGGAACAAGCAUACAGAGAUGAGCAAUGGAAGAUUAACCCCAGGUGGCCGACGUUCUGAACAAUUUGAGAAGCCAACCAAGGUUUUCUAAGAUUUGUUUCGAUUUUACUUCCAAAAUGGACUAGGUGAUUCCUGGAUUUAUCAGUCUAUUUCUCUUGUAGAGACAGAGGAAGUCAGUGAGAUCUAUAAUUGCAAGAAUCUCAGGUAUAAGCACUGGCCGUCCACCUCCCCUCUCCUAUCUUCGUAUCAAGAACUGUGCAUGGCUCAUGUCCCACAAGUUGUAAGAGAGGUUUGACUUUCUAAUGACAAGGAUUGCACACCAAUUUACAAUCAGCUCUCUCUGCUCUGUUUUCCAUGAGCAAAAGCAUUGAGAACCACUGCUGAUUAUUGGUACUAGGAGGCAUGAAUCUCUUUCAGGCAUGAGAUGGGUGCAGAACUUGCUCUACUUUGUUUUAUUUGAGAUUUAUUCUGAAACUAUGAAUCUGGAUCAAAGAUGGAAGAAGAGCAGGGAAGAUUGGCUUGUGGUAGCUAUUGUUCUAAGAAUACUUAUUCAAUUAACAAGGUUUAUACUGCCAUUUGUCAUAUUUCUAAGACUUAUUUUGUGAAUCUUGAGAGGGCUUUUUUCCCUUUAACUAUUUCUCUUAUAUUGCUUCGAUUCUUUCUGGAUGCAACUCUCUUUCCAGUGUUCCAAAGCAGGUGCACCAAGCAGCCCUAUAGAUUCGUUUACUUGUUUAGCAUUCUUUGCAUAUAUAUAUAUAUAUAUAUAUAUAUAUACACUUAUGGCCAUUUCUU